This is a messenger RNA of Chiroxiphia lanceolata (lance-tailed manakin), 400 nucleotides long. RefSeq names its product protein S100-A9-like. The transcript is spliced from 3 exons. The coding region runs from base 20 to 400 and encodes 126 amino acids. Gene Ontology annotation, molecular function: calcium ion binding. The record is from RefSeq and is a predicted model, not a curated record. NCBI's taxonomy places the organism in Eukaryota, Metazoa, Chordata, Aves, Passeriformes, Pipridae.
CAGAACUCCUUCAAGCAGGAUGAAAACCGACCUGGAGCUGGCCCUGGAGUGUGCUGUGAACAUCUACCACCAGUAUGCCGUGCUGAACCGCCCCAUCGACGACUACCUGAGCAAGACCGAGUUCUCCAAGCUGCUGAAGGAGACAGCCAAGCCCUUCCUGAACGACACCAAGCCGCCCAACACGAGCACCGACGACUACAUCAACCAGCUCUUCAACAAAGCUGACGGGAACCACGACGGGCGCCUCAAGUUCACCGAGUUCAUGACCACGCUCAACCUGGUGGCCAUCAAUGCCCAUGACAGGUCCCACAAGGGCCCUGGUGGGGACCAUGACCACGGGCACAGCCAUGACCACGGGCACGACCACGGGCACGACCAUGGCCGCCGUCCCCGGAACUGA